Molecule: messenger RNA, 1055 nt
Organism: Agrilus planipennis (emerald ash borer)
Lineage: Eukaryota; Metazoa; Arthropoda; Insecta; Coleoptera; Buprestidae
Product: ankyrin-1-like
Exons: 4
Coding region: 102-1055 (317 amino acids)
Molecular function (GO): protein binding
Source: RefSeq, a predicted model, not a curated record
UUAGACGUAACAGAUCAACAAAGCUUUCGAGUUCAAAAGUCAUUAGUAAACGCCAAAAGUUUGAUAAAAGUGUAUCUGUUUUGCCAUUUCUUCCCAAAAAAAUGAGCAUAUCGAAAAAUAAGGCAGACACAUUGGUUGAAAACGAAGGUGAAUCAAACGACGAAUUAGUUAUAGCAGCUUCUUCAAAAGCUUGCCGCGGCCAAGCUAAAGAAAUAUUAGAGAGUGAGGGUGAAGAAGAACUGAUCAACUUUUUCUUUAUUUCGGUACAAUUUGGAAACUUACGAGCUGUAAACGAUUGCUUGAAUUGUGGUAUAUCCCCAAAUAUUCGCCAAGCUGAUACCACGAACGCCCUUCACGUAGCUGCAGAACAAGGAAAUCUAAACAUGGGGCGCUUAUUACUUACUAGGGAAGAAACUGAUAUUCAUAUGAAAACAAACAAAGGAUAUACACCACUUCAUAUGGCUUGUUAUUUUGGAAAGAAAACAUUUGUCGAACUAUUGUUAAGUAAUAACGCGAAUCCAAAUUGUGAAACAUUAAACAACAGAACUCCUCUUCAUAUAGCAACAAUAAGACAAAACUACGAGAUACUUUCCCUUCUUUUGGGUAACAGUGCAAAUCCAAACGUUUUGGACAGCUUUUGCGACACUCCCUUAUCAAACUGCAUAAUUAGGAAACCUAACUUCAAAAUGGCUGCAUUACUAAUAGUCGAUUACAAGGCCGAUACCAACCUUCACUGCGAAAAACAUAUGCAUAUCAUAUUAAAUUUGGCUCAGUCUUGUCACACUCAAAAUGAAUUGAAGUUUGUUCAAUUACUCAUUGAUAACGGGGUGGAUUAUCAUGCAACUCAUCCGAUUACAAAUAAAAAUGCACUUCAUUUUGCGGCAAUGACUGGUUAUGAACCAAUCAUUUCGUUAUUACUUGAAUACGGUGUUAGUACAACGCAAAGGGAUGUUUGGAAUCGGACUCCUCUACAAGUGGCUGAACAACAUGGAAAUGAGAAUGCAAUUGAUCUUCUACUAGCCUAUGAAACUCUACAAUUUCCUAAUAAACUUUGA